Molecule: messenger RNA, 264 nt
Organism: Aureobasidium musti
Lineage: Eukaryota; Fungi; Ascomycota; Dothideomycetes; Dothideales; Saccotheciaceae
Source: the annotation of a GenBank genome assembly
AUGUUCUUGACAUCGUUCCUCGUCUUCACCGUCCUCAUGCUUGCGGCUGAAAAGUCAAAGACUACGUUCCUUGCUCCUCUCGGUAUUGGAUUGGCUCUGUUCGUUGCUGAGCUCGCAGGCGUUUACUACACUGGAGGANUUUACUGGAUUGGCCCAAUUAUGGGCGCCCUCCUCGCUGCAGGCUACUACCGCUUCUGCAAGUACUUCAACUACGAGGAAGCGAACCCUGACCAGGACAACGCUGGUGCAGAUGAGAUCGUCUAA